AUGAAUGAACAAAAGGGUACCUCCAAUGCACACCACUUGCAUGACCUUUCACUCCUGAAUCAUAACCAUCCGAAUUUGAAUCGCAUUGAUUUCUUGUCAUUGAAUGACUCACAACCUUUACAAGAGCUAUGUAAGGGAAAGAAUGACUUGAAAUUUUUCAGAGCUCAUUUGGAUUUCACAAAAGCAAAGGAUCUUUCUAAAUUUUUCAUCAAAUUUCAACACAUUACCACUCUCAUUUUGGGAAGGUGUUAUUUGGAUAAUGAAUGUUUGAAAUCAAUAUCUCUUCUCCCCAAAGUCAUUGAUUUGGACAUUAGUGAAAAUGUAUUCGAUGCAGAAGGUGUGAAACAUUUAUGUGGAAUGAGCAGUUUAGAGCGCAUCAAUAUGGAUUCAUGUCAACAUUUGAAUGACAAGGCAUUACAGUAUAUUUCUCAAGGAACUUUCAAUCGUUUAAGUUACUUGAGUUUAUAUCAUACUCCAAUCACCGAUCAAGGAUUGAAAUUUAUUUCCAUGUCACACUCGUUGCUAUCACUUUCACUAUUACUAUUUACAUUAUACAAGGACUGGUUUUCGAGAGCUUUCUCAUGUGUUAUCGAAUUUGAAAAAUUUGAAAUGUCUUUGUUUCAAAGAGAUUCAUUUGAGAUGGAUGCAAUACAUGGUCAUCCAAUUGCUUGCUUCUCUCAAAAAGGUCACCAUUUCAUCAAACUUUUUAGAUUGUGA
Messenger RNA from Naegleria fowleri, 717 nucleotides. RefSeq lists its product as uncharacterized. The transcript has a single exon. Gene Ontology annotation, molecular function: protein binding. Bases 1 to 717 code for a protein of 238 amino acids. The record is from RefSeq and is a predicted model, not a curated record. Lineage: Eukaryota; Heterolobosea; Eutetramitea; Acrasida; Naegleriidae.